Molecule: messenger RNA, 2021 nt
Organism: Trichoderma asperellum CBS 433.97
Lineage: Eukaryota; Fungi; Ascomycota; Sordariomycetes; Hypocreales; Hypocreaceae
Gene: MET3
Product: Sulfate adenylyltransferase
Biological process (GO): sulfur amino acid metabolic process
Cellular component (GO): cytoplasm
Molecular function (GO): adenylylsulfate kinase activity; ATP binding; sulfate adenylyltransferase (ATP) activity
Source: RefSeq, a predicted model, not a curated record
CCCCAGAGGAGAAAAAGCAUUUAUAGUCUGGCGUUGAGACGCCCGCCCCCAUCCAUACUCUUCUUCCUCUUUCCUCUCUCUCUCUCCCUCUGUCUCUCCUUCUCUGUGACUCUUCCAUCUUGUCUUGUCGUUCUCACUCCCUGUUCUUUUGCUAUCCUUGGGCUUGCUUGCUUCCGUCGUCGCCGUCUUCUCCCUUCCACCAGAGCCUGUUGCGUGACUGGUCGUGCCGUUGACACCAUUUUGCCCUCCCAAGCUUGACCACCCCACCAUCGUCAUAAUGGCCAACACUCCCCACGGCGGCGUCCUCAAGGACCUCUUUGCCCGCGAUCUGCCUCGCCAGGCCGAGCUGCUUGCGCAGUCCGAGACUCUCCCCGCGCUUGUGCUGUCCGAGCGCCAUCUCUGCGACUUGGAGCUCAUCCUCAAUGGCGGCUUCUCGCCCCUAGAAGGUUUCAUGACCGAAAAUGAUUACAACAGAGUCGUCAAGGAGAACCGUCUCGAGAAUGGCUUGCUCUUCAGCAUGCCCAUCACCCUCGACGUCGACCAGGCACAGAUUGAUGAGCUCUCCAUCAAGCCGGGCGCAAAGAUUACGCUGCGCGACUUCAGAGAUGACCGGAAUCUGGCCAUCCUGACCGUCGAGGAUGUGUACAGACCUGACAAGGUUCAGGAGGCCAAGCUGGUCUUUGGCAGCGAUGACGACACCCAUCCCGGCAUCAAGCACCUCUUCAGCGUCGCAAAGGACUUUUACGUCGGCGGAAAGCUCGAGGCCAUCAGCCGCCUUGAGCACUAUGACUUCCUCGACCUGCGAUUCACCCCUGCUGAGCUGCGAUCCCACUUCAACAAGCUCGGCUGGCAAAAGGUGGUCGCCUUCCAGACCCGAAACCCCAUGCACCGCGCUCACCGUGAGCUGACGGUCCGGGCCGCCCGCUCUCAGCAAGCCAACGUCCUCAUCCACCCCGUCGUCGGCCUGACGAAGCCUGGUGACAUCGACCACUUCACCCGAGUCCGCGUCUACCGCGCUCUGCUGCCCCGAUACCCCAACGGCAUGGCUGCCCUCGCUCUGCUGCCUCUGGCCAUGCGAAUGGGCGGCCCCCGUGAGGCUCUGUGGCACGCCGUCAUCCGCAAGAACCACGGCUCCACGCACUUCAUUGUUGGCCGUGACCACGCCGGCCCCGGCAAGAACAAGAACGGCAAGGACCACUACGGCCCUUACGAUGCGCAGAUCCUUGUGCAGCAGCACCAGGAGGAGCUCGGCAUCAAGAUGGUCGAGUUCCAGGAGAUGAUUUACAUCCCCGACCGCGACGAGUACAUGCCUGCCAACGAGAUCCCCGAGGGCACUCGCACCAUGAACAUCUCCGGCACAGAGCUGCGAAACCGCCUGAGAACCGGUAAGGAGAUUCCCGAGUGGUUCUCCUACCCCGAAGUCGUCAAGGUGUUGCGAGAGCAGAACCCGCUGCCGCGUGAGAAGGGUUUCACCGUCUUCCUGACGGGCUACCAGAACAGCGGCAAGGACCAGAUUGCGCGUGCUCUCCAGGCAACGCUGAACCAGGGUGGUGGCCGACCCGUGUCCAUGCUACUGGGCGAGACGGUGCGUGCCGAGCUCUCAUCCGAACUGGGCUUCAGCCGCCAGGACCGAAGCCUCAACAUUGGCCGCAUCGCCUUUGUUGCUUCGGAGCUGACCAAGGCCGGUGCUGCCGUCAUCGCUGCCCCCAUUGCGCCAUAUGAGGAUGCUCGCCAGCACGCGCGAGAGCUUGUCGAGAAGUCUGGACCCUUUUUCCUGGUGCACGUUGCCACGCCGCUCGAGCACUGCGAGAAGACUGAUCGCAAGGGCGUCUACGAGAGAGCUCGCGCCGGCGAGAUCAAGGGCUUCACCGGUGUCGACGACCCCUAUGAGACGCCCCAGAAGGCCGAUCUGACUGUUGACCUGACCAAGCAGAACGUCCGCUCUAUUGUGCAUGAGAUCAUCCUGCUCCUCGAGAGCCGGGGCCUUUUGGAUCGUCUGUAAAGGAGCGUUGCUUUUUUGU